GAUACGUGUUUUCAGGUACCAAAACUCUACUAAAAUCCAAAAUUAGUUUUCUGCAUUCUUUUCAAAAAGAAAAUCGAGUCAAGUGCGGUUCGUUGGUUCGCUGCGUUUGAUGGUUUCCGGGGUUUGAGGUACCGCUACGCCGGAAAAUGUACGUCCUUCCUAUCCUGGGAGGAAUCAUUCCAUAACCUUGGGUACUAGAGCGGAAUAAGAUUCCUUAAGGAGAGACAGUAAAUUCUGUCUGCUAGGACGCUUGCAUAUGUAUUUGCAUGAUUUCGUGAUCUUAUAUGUUUCUUGUGUUGAUUACAUAAUCUUAAUUUGUUACUUGUUCUAAAAAAAACUAUAUACAUGAACAAUUUCCACAACACUUCCUUCUCCUCGUCGGAUCUCCCCUUAUCCCCCUUCAGGUCCAAGUCGGCCACGCCGUCCACAAGGCCGUCCCACAAAAAAGUUCAAUUUCUUCUCAUUCUUUUAUUUUUUUCGCUCAGGCAUUUCGUCGUCGUUUUCAAUUUGUUGCUGUUGUUGUUGUGGGCUUUGUGAAUGCACCAAGCGUCGACGGCAAAGUACAUCUUGCAUCAGUACAUAGCGGCGACGGGAGGUCAGCCGGCGCUGAACACGGUGGGAGGUGAAGAUCAGCGCGUCGGAGUUUCAUCAAGGGGACCAGACCAUCAACGUGUGAAGAACACAGAGGAAGCCGGCGGGUUCGUGCUGUGGCAAAAAGAUCCGGACCUGUGGAUCUUAAAGCUGGUGGUUUCCGGGUGUAAAGUCAUCUGCGGAAGCAACGGGAAGCUCUCCUGGCGGCAUUCUUCCAACCAGCAAACCCCAAUUUCCAGAUGAUAAGAAAAACAAAGAUACGAAACACCCAAGAAAAGCAGGGCAGCACUAUUAGCCUACUCUUCAAAUACAGCCGGGGGUUCUGC
Molecule: messenger RNA, 917 nt
Organism: Linum trigynum
Lineage: Eukaryota; Viridiplantae; Streptophyta; Magnoliopsida; Malpighiales; Linaceae
Source: the annotation of a GenBank genome assembly